This is a messenger RNA of Salpingoeca rosetta, 1474 nucleotides long. RefSeq lists its product as uncharacterized. The transcript is spliced from 11 exons. The coding region runs from base 122 to 1099 and encodes 325 amino acids. Gene Ontology annotation, biological process: fatty acid metabolic process. The record is from RefSeq and is a predicted model, not a curated record. Gene Ontology annotation, molecular function: oxidoreductase activity, acting on the CH-OH group of donors, NAD or NADP as acceptor; NAD+ binding. NCBI's taxonomy places the organism in Eukaryota, Choanoflagellata, Craspedida, Salpingoecidae.
UUUGUGGCGGUUGUUGGCGAUUUGAUGAAGUUUUCCAUCGAGUUUCGACAAACAAACAACGUUGCUGACAAUCCAAGACAGAGAAGACAGGCAGGCAGGACUCUGAACCCACUCACUGAACAUGGCGAGCAUCAACAAAGCCUGUGUUAUUGGCAGUGGCCUGAUUGGCCGCUGCUGGGCCGCGCUCUUUGCUCGGGCGGGGCUGGAGGUGCGCUUGUUCGACAUUGACGAGGCACAGGUCACCACAGCCCUGGAUGCUAUUCGCGACAUCAUCGCCGAGCUCCACGACAACGACCUUCUCCGCGACCAGACGGUGGAUGAGGUGUUGCAGCGUGUGAGCGGCAGCAGCAACCUCGGUGAUGCCGUGGGUGAUGCAGAUUACGUACAGGAGUGCGUGCCAGAAGUGCUGGACAUCAAGCGAAAAGUGUUUGAGCAGCUGGACGAGGUGGUGAAGGACUCGUGCAUUCUGGCGAGCAGCACCUCGUGCAUCGCCCCGUCCAAAUUUACACACGACCUGAAGCACUCUGCCAACUGCAUUGUGGCGCAUCCUGUCAACCCACCACACUACAUCCCCGUCGUGGAGGUUGUUCCCGCUCCGUGGACGAGCGAGCUGACUAUCGAGACGACCCGCGCGUUUCAGCUCAGGCUGGGACAGGCGCCGGUUGUGCUGCGAAAGGAAGUGAACGGGUUCAUCAUCAACCGCCUGCAGUAUGCGCUGCUCAUGGAGGCGUGGCGGCUGGUCGAGGAUGGGGUGGCAACGCCGCAAGACGUGGACACGGCUGUGUCGCAGGGGCUUGGACUUCGGUGGUCGUUCAUGGGACCGUUUGAAACCAUUGAUCUCAAUGCGCCGGGCGGUGUUGUUGACUACUGCAACCGCUACGGCGACACCAUCUCGGCCGUCUGCAGAGAACAAGAGGACACGCGCGCCAUGAAGGGAACAGCGACAGCAGCAACUGUUCACGCCGCAAUGCGCCAGGAUGUGCCGGAGGACCAGCUGAAGAGCGGUGCGCGUCGCGCGUGGAGGGAUCGACGGCUGGCCGCACUCGCUGUGCACAAGCACAAGCAGGCACAGGUGGAACAGGCUGUCGACGACAAGUGAACAGUGAUAUGGACACGACCACUUCGCGCUUGUUUGCGCUUGUUUCCUCAUCCGCUCUCUUCCCCCCCCCACCCCCGGUUCUUUCGUUGGCCAGUCGUUGAGAAAGGGAGUUGUUACAUUCCAUUACAUUCCCACGCAUCACCAUCAUCUGCCUGUCAUUGCUGCUUCAACCAUUACGCGCACCGUGGCAUCUCUCCCAGUAUGCACCACUGCACCCUCCACUUCUUGGUGUGAGUGAAUGAAACCGUACACAGAGAUAACAUGGACGAGUCGUCAAGUCAACCCUAAUGAAACAAGUCAACUUUUUGACACCUGGAUCAUCCAUGACUGUUCGUUUACUCAUCUUAUGAUGAAUGAAGAGAGAGUAAAGGUAAC